Pseudo-nitzschia multistriata is the source of this 1226-nucleotide messenger RNA. NCBI's taxonomy places the organism in Eukaryota, Bacillariophyta, Bacillariophyceae, Bacillariales, Bacillariaceae. The record is from the annotation of a GenBank genome assembly.
UACUUCCUCCGCAACGCGCUCUGAAAAGCCGUUUGGGCGGUACGAUGAAGCCUCGUAUGGCAUUAAAUGGAAAUAUUAAAAAACCAACGCCUUCGAUCCUCUCUAUGGUAAGCACUAGCGCUACCAGUAUUAACGGCGGAAACGGCGUAUCGAAAGAAGAUCGAGCACUUUUGGCUCGAGCGUUGGAGCAUGCAAAGCUUGGAUUUGGGCAUACAUUUCCCAACCCAGCUGUCGGUUGCCUGCUGGUACGAGAAGACACUGGUGAUAUAAUAGGUUCCGGCUUUCACCCACGCGCGGGAUCCCCACAUGCCGAAAUAUUUGCGUUGUUGGAAGCCGCGGGUCACGUGGAGAGUGGGAUUGCGGCGGCAAAAAAUGUUCUUUAUGGAGACGUAGGCGAAGGGAAUCUGCAGGAACUCAUCGAUACAUACAAAGGAACAUCAGAAGAUGAUGCUAUCAGUGAUGGAUCCGAAAAGCUCUUCGGGAAUGCCUUCGCCGAUAUCCCUGUCACAGCCUACGUAACAUUGGAACCAUGCUGCCAUUACGGAAAGACACCACCAUGUGCAGCCUCUCUGGCACUUGCUAAGGUCAAUCGUGUUGUAGUGGGCUUUCGGGAUCCAAAUCCCCGAGUAGAUGGAGGUGGUGUCAAGGUGUUGCAAGAUGCAGGAAUCGAUGUCGACAUGGCCAAAGACAAGGGAUGCGCUCGUAUCGUCGAUUCAUUUGUGAAGCGGAUAUUGCCCAAGAACUACGACUCUGAAAAUUACUCUCAUGUAACAGGCCAGAUGCGUCGUGCCUUGAGGAAAAUGGCUGGUCAGCAAAAGAUGGAAAACACCUUGCAGCAAGUCGGAUGGAGCGCAAAAUCAAAAGCUACCACCGAAGACGCAGUAGACGAAUUAGUGCUUCCACCAGAAUGGAUCGAACACCUCGAUGCCCUCCUGUGGCAGGAAGAACUGGUCAACAUUCGACUCAACAAGGCCGUUGGAAAAAAGAAACUUGCGAAACAGCUUGGCAAUCGGAUUGCCUCUACGCUAGGAGCCCAUGUGGCUCAAGUGGUAGGUCACACAGUCCUCUUAUACCGUCCAGGAAUUCGUCCCGUAUUGGAUCUGGAGGAACUCGUCAGGACACAAAAUGUCGACGACGAAUAAAACUAGGAAUGGAAAGCCAUUGAAAUUUCAGCUAUUUAUAUAGCGAUGUUGUUUUCAACUUGAAAAUAAAAUAAAGUCAUGAAC